GUCACGCAUAUCACCUGAUCCGAUCUGUGAUCCGCGCUGCCUGCCAUCAGCCAUCAGCGACGUGCCGCCAAGCUCUCUCGAUGCUCCGCUCCGCUCCGCACCUCGAACACAGCCCGGCAUAGCUUUGGGCCACGCCUCGGCGCAUUGGGAACGUUGGACGACUUGACCUUCGACGCGCCACGACGCACCCUCCCGUACUGGCUGACCUGCCCUAGCACGUAGCUGCCCUGGAGGCGCUGCGUAUCCGCCAUCAGCGACCAUGUCGGCCGCAGCUUCUGCGUUGUUCAGUAGGGGCGGCAGCUCCGGGAAGGACAACACUAUGCGAGGGCUGGUGUCCUUCAUAGCAGAUCUCAGAAAUGCAAGAGCGCGAGAGCUGGAAGAGAAGCGCAUCAACAAGGAGCUUGCCAACAUUCGACAGAAGUUCAAGGCCGGCAAUCUGACAGGCUACGACAAGAAGAAAUACGUCUGCAAGCUCUUGUACAUCUAUAUUCUGGGCUGGAAUGUCGACUUCGGCCACCUCGAGGCUGUGAAUCUGAUUUCGGCCAAUAAGUAUUCGGAAAAGCAGAUCGGCUACCUGGCUGUCACCUUGUUUCUCCACGAGCAGCACGAGCUGUUACACCUGGUCGUGAACAGCAUACGAAAGGAUCUUGCCGAUCAUAAUGAGCUCAAUAAUUGCUUGGCGCUACAUGCCAUCGCCAACGUGGGCGGCAAGGAAAUGGGAGAGGCGCUCUGCUCAGAGGUCCACAGACUGCUGAUAUCGCCAGCGAGCAAGCCAUUCGUGAAGAAGAAGGCUGCGCUGACCUUGCUGAGACUUUACCGGAAAGUGCCUACCAUUGUGCAGCCGGAAUGGGCGGAGCGCAUAAUAGCCAUCAUGGACGAUCCAGAUCUCGGAGUAGCCCUGUCCGUCACAUCUCUGGUCAUGGCUUUGGCGCAGGACAACCCCGAUGCAUUCAGAGGAAGCUACGUGAAAGCGGCGCAGAGACUUCGAAAAAUGCUCAUCGACCACGACUAUUCAGGCGACUACGUAUACUACAAGGUCCCUUGUCCAUGGCUCCAGGUCAAGUUCCUGCGACUCAUGCAAUAUUUCCCUCCAUCAGAAGACUCACACUUACGACAGCUCAUGCGUGACUCAUUACAGGCCAUACUUGACAAUGCCAUGGAAUCAUCCAAGAAUGUACAGCAAAACAAUGCACAGAAUGCGGUGCUCUUUGAAGCGAUUAACCUCAUCAUCCAUCUGGAUACAGAACGAGAUUUGAUGGUGCAGAUAUCAACAAAGCUCGGAAAGUUCAUUGGAUCUAGAGAGACCAAUGUGCGAUAUCUGGGAUUGGAGGCCAUGACGCAUCUCGCUGUGCGAGCAGAGACCCUCGAUCCGAUCAAGAAGCAUCAGGACAUCAUUAUUGGUUCGCUGCGAGACAGAGAUAUCACUGUGCGACGGCAAGGUCUCGAUCUCCUUUACAGCAUGUGCGACUCUACAAAUUCGCAGAAGAUUGUGCAUGAACUGCUCAAGUACUUGUCAUCUGCCGACUAUGCCAUUCGGGAAGAAAUGGUGCUCAAGAUCGCCAUUCUUACGGAAAAGUACGCCACAGACGUGAAGUGGUACGUCGAUAUAUCCAUGCGACUCAUCGCAAUGGCUGGUGAUCAUGUCAGCGACGAGGUCUGGCAAAGAAUCAUUCAGAUUGUGACAAACAACGAUGAGUUGCAAGUCUACGCAGCACAAAACAUUUUGCAGUACUGCAAAGCAGAGCUCUGUCAUGAGACACUGGUCAAGAUUGGCAGCUACAUUCUGGGAGAGUUUGGACAUCUUAUCGCAGACACGAAAGGCUGCAGUCCGAUCGAACAGUUUUUGGCAUUACAAGCAAAGUUCGCCUCAUCACCUCCCACUACGCGAGCUAUGAUUUUAUCGGCCUUCAUCAAGUUUGUCAACCUCUUUCCCGAGAUUCGGCCGCAGCUCCUGCAAGCUUUCAGGACGUAUAGCCACUCUUUGGAUUCCGAGCUUCAGCAGAGAGCAUGCGAGUACUUGGCUAUCGCCACCAUGCCCUCGGACGAGAUGCUGAGAACAAUUUGUGAUGAGAUGCCGCCUUUCCCAGAGCGAGAGUCUGCUUUGCUCACCCGACUUGACAAGAAGAGUGGCACUGCUGGUGACAAGCGAACAUGGGCAAUCACAGCGAAGGAUGGUCUGCCUACAGUCGGUCGGAGUGCAACGCUAAAGCGCAAUUUCUCCAACUCGGCGACUGCCACUUUAUCAGCGAAUGGCUCGAAUGUUGUCAAUGGAACAAAUGGCACCCAUGCUAACGGUGGUGCGAAGGCACCUAUCGAUGAGCUCGCGGGUCUCGAUCUGGCACCCAACUUUGCUAGUGCGCAAUAUUUGUCGCCUGAUUGGGAGCCAGGAUUCAAUCGACUACUGAUGCGAACUGAAGGCAUCUUGUACGAAGAUGUGCAGCUGCAGAUCGGCCUUCGAAGUGAGUACCGAAGUGAAGUAGGCUGCAUCAUCCUCUAUUUCAGCAACAAGUCGUCGGCUGCGAUACAAUCCUUCACCGCAACACUUGACAACCCAUCCUCCGAGAACUUGAAAGCAGACAUUAAGAGUCUGCCUGAGACGAGAGUGCAUCCCGGUGAACAGACACAGAUGAUGAUCAUUCUCACCGCAAACGGACCAUUCACCGAUGCGCCCACGAUACGCAUCUCAUAUAUGGCUGGUGCACUGCAAGCGCUGACACUCAAGCUCCCUGUGACACUCCACAAAUACAUGGAUGGAGCCGUAUUGAGCUCCGAUGACUUCUUCAAGCGCUGGAAGCAAAUAGGCGGCGCUCCACGAGAGGCACAGAAGAUCUUCCAGGGAUACGAUUUGUCGGGAGACAAUACCCGAAGACUGCUCACAGGCUUUAAAUGGGGCAUAUUGGACGGCGUGGAUCCGAAUCCGAAGAACUUUGUAGGCGCGACGGUCCUGCACACAAACGGAGGGAAGUAUGGAUGCCUGCUGAGACUGGAACCAAAUAUGGAGAACAAGAUGUAUCGCCUUACUAUCCGAGCCACGGAUGAGGCUGUGCCGCCGGUAUUGCUGAAGCACAUGGUAGAACGCUUCACGCAGCCAUUUCCGCAAUGACCCAAUACCCAUGCAUUAUUGCGAAAUGGUAAGCAUCGGAGGAGUGUGCCCAGGGAGCGUGUUGAGAUACCACUUGUGUAGCGUUUCAAACUUCGAUUGUACAGAUAUGGAUAAGCAUGAGAUAAGCAUGAAAGCAGAAAGAAUGUUCAUUGCC
This is a messenger RNA of Pseudocercospora fijiensis CIRAD86, 3257 nucleotides long. RefSeq lists its product as uncharacterized. NCBI's taxonomy places the organism in Eukaryota, Fungi, Ascomycota, Dothideomycetes, Mycosphaerellales, Mycosphaerellaceae. The record is from RefSeq and is a predicted model, not a curated record. Gene Ontology annotation, molecular function: clathrin-cargo adaptor activity. The transcript has 2 exons. Gene Ontology annotation, cellular component: membrane coat; AP-2 adaptor complex. Bases 260 to 3103 code for a protein of 947 amino acids. Gene Ontology annotation, biological process: intracellular protein transport; clathrin-dependent endocytosis.